Nicrophorus vespilloides is the source of this 1781-nucleotide messenger RNA. Its product is annotated as GSK3-beta interaction protein-like. The record is from RefSeq and is a predicted model, not a curated record. Bases 206 to 559 code for a protein of 117 amino acids. NCBI's taxonomy places the organism in Eukaryota, Metazoa, Arthropoda, Insecta, Coleoptera, Silphidae. Gene Ontology annotation, cellular component: cytoplasm. Gene Ontology annotation, biological process: regulation of canonical Wnt signaling pathway. Gene Ontology annotation, molecular function: kinase regulator activity; protein kinase A binding. The transcript is spliced from 2 exons.
GGCUAUGGUUGGGUAAAAGUUCGUUACAAGAAUAUGGAGUGUCUCUUUCCAGAGUAAAUUUUUGUAAGAUUUAUUCAAGUAGAAUAUGGGUGGAAUGAUGAUGAAGUGAAGAGAUGGAAAUGAAAUUCAAAUAUUCUUCUGACAACUAGCUGUCAGUGUGACGUCUCUUUGUUUUGAUUUUGAUGAGUGGUAUUUUGGUUUGAAAAUGUGCGAGAACGUUCUGGACGCGGAAAAUUGGAAACUGGAGGCUCAGGCCGUGAUCAACGACAUAAAGGAGCACGUGGUGAGGGUGGAGAUCAGCGAGGUGCUGCAGAGCUCGGAUCGACGCAUCUUCCUCAAUUUGACCACGUUGGAGGAGCGCGACUACUGCGUGGAGCUCUCGGGAAGCGGAUUCCGAGUGGUCGCAGAACGUCACGACGAGAUCAGCAGCAGCAGCAGACCGGAAACGGAAGAGGAACACUUCGAGACGCCGUACAGCCUGCUGAACUCGCUGAGCCCCAUGUUUGGACAGUCGUUCGGUGAUGCGCUGAUGGCGAAGCUGGCCUCUAUCCAGAAUUAGGUUAGGUGCCAGGGAUUUUGUAGCGUAGUUGGGGACUUUCGUUGCAGUUGGCGCUCGUGUUUGUUGUCGGAGAGUGCAGCAGCAAACAGUGAGAGAGGAGAGAGUUUCGGGCUGGUCGACGACGGAACAAUGAUCAGCAGUGACACAUUUAUGACACGGAUCUCGGGAAUUAUGAUACUGAAAACAGUCGGUUUGGGUGUUUAAUCCAGGUGCGAACUCGUCCCGAGCUGCCGGUUGCUGUGUGGAUGUGCGUGCGUUCGUGAUAUCUACUAUCUCCUCUGGGCUCUGCCUUCAUCAUCAUCAACAUCUUCUCUCCUUUGCACGGAAACCCAAGAUACGCUACUCCUCUACUGCUGCUCAUUCUCUCCGCGAAUUGAUCUAACCCAAACAGACGCACGAAAUGAUCCCAGUCCUCUAUUAGGUAAGUUCUCGUGUAACUCGAUGGCAAACACACAACGCUAUCAAACCCACCUACUAAUUACUUUCAUCCAGGUUCGCCUUUAUGUAAUAAUACUAGAACCAUAACACUGCGCGCACACGGACGAGGAGGAACAAGCAAAUUUAUUGCUGCGACCUUAACAUUUACGAAAAUAAACAUCAACGUCUGCCGUGAUUCAAAACAUUCUCGGCCCUUUUUUAAUUACAUUAAUUGCACGUACUUGUAUUAUUUCGCAUUUCCUUACGUUCAUAUAAAACAAAAAAAGGACAAAGACAUGCAAAGGUCAACGGGAUGCUUAAUUCACAAUUAUUAUAUUUGUCGUCGUCAUUAAUCGGAGAGACGUAAAUGUUCAUUUCGCAAAGUUUAAUUAAAUAAUUAAUUAGAAACGGCGCUCUCUGUCCCAUAUCAAUUUCCAGGUGACAGUUCGAGGCAAAAAACAAUGCAGCACUUAAAAUUACGUUACGAAACUAUCCUAAUUCAAAGUUAAUUCGACGUGUAAUUAAAAUGUCCAAAUGAAACUCGUACAGCAUCUGCGGAAAACGCAGCGAGCGAUGAGAUGCAUUGUACGCCGGUCAAAGGUUGCAACUGCGACGAGAAUUACAUAAAAAACAAAGAUUAUUAUGACAGUUUUAGAAGAAAUAUAAAUACGUUGAUUACUCAGCAACCUAAUAAGAAUGUUAUCAACGUGAAAUGUAAUCUUUCAAUUUGAAGAUUAUAGAAAUUGGUUGUUUUUUUUUUACUAACUUGACAGAUAUAUUGCUACUGUAGUCGACAGAUUCAGUU